CUUGUUUUUGUGCUGGAUUGCCGUUUGCGUGUUUCGUAAGUUCCUCAAAAUGCUCUCCCCGGGUGUUAAAGAACGAAUUGGCAUCGUGUUUGAGGUGGUAAAAACCUCUUUUCAUUGGGGAUUCAUUCCAACGCUCUUAUACUUAGGAUUUCGUAAAGGAUCAGAGGCAGGAAUGCCGCCACUAACAGUAGCGAAUUUGUUAUGGUAAAGCACUCGUAAGGAUGGUGCUCAGCUGCGUAACAUAAUCCCGAAUGUAUAUAUUAUGUGGGAAUAAACUUCGUUUGCUGUGCAAAAUGUAAUGUGUUAUUUUGUUCAAACUUAGCAUCUGAAGUGUAAGGAUUGCCUAUGUAUUCGAUGUGAAAAGAAAAAGUCUACGGCCAGGCCGUUUUUAAAAGAAUAAUAAUAACAAAAAGAAAAAGCACAGAUAAAAUUCAACAUAAAUUAAAUUUCAUUGAAUUUCAAUUGUCUACUAGUUAUGACAUAAUUAUAACAGCGAUUGAAUAUACAAUAACA
Molecule: messenger RNA, 513 nt
Organism: Anopheles nili
Lineage: Eukaryota; Metazoa; Arthropoda; Insecta; Diptera; Culicidae
Gene: Tom7
Product: mitochondrial import receptor subunit TOM7 homolog
Exons: 2
Coding region: 50-208 (52 amino acids)
Biological process (GO): protein import into mitochondrial matrix
Cellular component (GO): mitochondrial outer membrane translocase complex
Source: RefSeq, a predicted model, not a curated record